AUGUCUGAUGAUCCGCAAUUAGACCUUUUGAACCACAAGCUGCAACUUCAGCAGGUUCGUUUCAAGUGCCUUAUGUUUCUUUAUGUUCAGGUCGAAGCAGCUCUCGAGCUAGAUCCAGAAAACGGGGAACUUCUCCAGCUCAAACGAGAUCUCGAGGAAGUCAUCAAACUCUCACUUGAAUUAUUGGGCAGAACAUCUGAUACACCAGAAGUAUCGUGGAAUGUUGGCGAUCAGUGCAUGGCCAUGUGCUCCCGUGAUAAACUUUACUACCGAGCUACAAUACUUGAAUUUCUUGGGGAUGUAAGCUGCGUCGUUAAUUUCGAUAUGUACGAUACAACGGACGUAUGCCAGCUGUGUCACUUAAAGCCGGUCACGACAGUUACUCCUAUUGUGAAAAAGAAAAAACAUGACACGAAAUCUCGUGCUAUAGAAAAGAAGAAGAUUAAAAAACAACGUCUUCUUCAAAGGGAAGUAGAGAUUGAGUCGUUUUGCGAAAAGGAGAAAAACCGUUGGCUUAAUUUCAGCAAGAAAAUGAUCAAAACUGGGAAGACAAAGAAAAGUAUCUUCGCCUCUCCUGAAGCCCUGGACGGUCGUGUGGGUGUUGGGACGUGUGGUAUAGGUGGCAAGCCAAUGACCAAGUUUACCGUGUUAAAUAACAGCAGCAAAAAACAGUAAAUAUUUCUCUU
Messenger RNA from Schistosoma curassoni, 686 nucleotides. The record is from the annotation of a GenBank genome assembly. NCBI's taxonomy places the organism in Eukaryota, Metazoa, Platyhelminthes, Trematoda, Strigeidida, Schistosomatidae.